CAAAAUGAAUAACAAUGAAGAACAGAUACGUCUGGUGCUGAAACUGUUGGAGGCACUAACAUCCCCUGAUAAAACAAAAAGUGAUAAAAUGGCUACAGCAAGCAAUAAUACAGAAGAAAACGGAUUUGACUUGUUGUUGAAAACUAAUUUGACUUUGUACAGAGAACUACUCAAGACAGAUAAGUAUCAAAAUUUGCGAAUUAUGUUGGAUGGCUCAGUUCCCAUGGAAACUGGAAUUGACACUUGUAGGUGGCAUUUUGUAUGCGCAUGCUUGGAAACUUUGACAAUGCUACAGAAAUCAAUUUCGAUAGCAAUGGAAGAGUUCACCAAAAAGAUCAAAGAGAAUCCUUUGCCAGAGUUGAGACCAGGACAAGCACCACCAUUGUCACCUGAUAACCUGAGCAUUGGUCAUCACAAAAUGGUGCUGACCACAAUUCAGUUUGUGGUAAUUCUGGGGAUCAGUCCAAAGCUUGACUUUGGUGUUGGUAUUCCUAUGGAGAGAAGGUCAGAAUUUGCCAAACUUUUACUUGAAUCUUCUAAACCAGAGCAAACAUCUAAGGAAAGCAGAAAUGUAUGUUUGUUUUCUUGUAUAAGAGUGUUUAUGACAUUGUUAGAUAUUCCUUCCAUUGCUGGUCUCCUCCUCUCCAGACAUCUAAAUGACUUACUGGCUUCUCUUUUAAUGUUGCUGCAUGGCUUUCCCAACUAUGAAGAAGUAUCUGGAACUGUCAAAGAUGAAAAAUCAGUAGGAAUCACAACACCAGAAUCCAAAGUAGAUAGUUCAAGUUUGGCUACUAGCAUUGCACCCUCCCAAUGGACACCUGCCUCUGUUGUUGACAUGGUAAUAGGGAAGCAGUCAAAUUCUGCAGACAAAGAGGAUCUUAUUGUAGUUGACAAAGAAUCAUCUGAGGGUGAGGAACCUAAUGAGGGGAAUUGUCCUAAGGAGGGAUCCAGUGACAAGGAAUACAAAGAAUUACAUAGAAAGGAACCCAUUAACAAGACAGGGUUACUUGGACACAGGGAACUACAUUUGUGUGAAACAUGGUUACAACUGUUAUUGGAAAAGGCUCACCCACAAAUGCUUGUCCGUGAACUUCUCUUACUACAAAGUGGAGCUCCUGCCCCACCCAAACAGGUUGGCACUUCAAAGAAAAAGUGGGCUUCCCCAGUCUGGCUUAGAAAGGUGUGUGGACGUCUGCUUACCAACAUUCUCAUGAAACCCAAGGGAGUCAUCCAUGUCCUACAGGGCAUGCUAGAGGGUCCUGGAAGGGAGAAGGGAAAGUCAACAGCUUCUGAUUGGAAGAAAUGUGAUGCGGUUGCCAGGGUGAUUGCCUGUUGUCCAAUGUCCUCUGCCUCAGUGGAGGACUACUACGCGCUUGUUUCACCGCAGAUUUUGCUGCUGCUACAUCAUCCUGACAGUCAGGUAUGUCAGGAGUUCCUCAGGGUAGCCUGUACUACUAUAGCAAGGAUGAUGGCCCAGCAGCCGGACCUUACCAGGAAGUAUUUGUUAUCUCCCCUGAUGGAACCAUUGGAGAGGUGCUCCGAGCUGAAAGCCAUCACACCAGAAAAGCAGCGCUUGGUUCAGGAAAAAGAGCUAACCACAUGCCUGGAGGAUUUAUAUAAGGUAUUUGUGUCUGGAUGUGAACCAAGCACCCCUCUGAUGACUUGCCUGGUACCUGUGAGCCACACCAUUUUUUUCCUGCUAUGCUACACCAAGAAAGGUGUGUCCCAUUUAAGCCGUAUCUGUGAGGAAAUCUUAGUUUCCCUACUGAAGGCGUUAGAUAAGGAGGAGGCAAUAGCCUGUUUGCACCAGUGGAUCCUUCAGACAGAACAACUGGAAAGUAGAAAGACUGACAAUGAGUUCUCCCUGACUAAGACACAUCCUGAUGUACGAUUUUCUGCUGGAGACAGUGGAGGAGUCACUGUCUUUAUCAACAGUAUGGACAGUAACCAUGGUGAUGAGGGAGCAGUGACUACUGAAAUGAUGACUGCCGCUGCUGUAGCAAUCCUGAAAGAGUUAGAGAAGAAUGGGUUGACUGGUGAUUUCUUUCUGGCACUGUUAAUGGAGUUGACUGAUAUUAUCAAUCAAGAGAUCCAUGGAGACAUUAGUUUAACACUGAACACAAAACAGGAUAGACAAGACCUCAUGGAAGCCGAAAUCAGAGAGAAACAGAUAGCAGAUAGUUUCCAACGCAAAGUGUCUGUUCUGAAUCUGCUGGCAGCCAUCUGUGAAGAAAUAGGACCAUCAUGUCUUAAAAACACCCAGCAGACCCUCAAGUUUGUACAGGUGACUCUUGAGAGAGGUGUACAAGUAUGCAAGAACACUUGUGAUGACAUUCUAGGGGCAUUUGAGAGUGAGACGCUCACUAUGGCGAUGGGCAUGCUCACUGCUGUACUUACUGGUACUAUAAAGAUCACUGAGGAUGACAGAGAAUACAUGAAGAAAUUAAUGCCACUUUUAGAAGAUAUCAGCUCAAACCAUCCUGACAACACCAUACAGGAAAUGGCCUCUGAUCUCAGAGUUGCCAUCGCAACACAUGGUGUGAUCUGGUCUGAGCUACUGAAGAGUAGUGCAAAGGGAGAGAAGCAGCAGAAAUUUUCAAGCAAACAGGAAUCUCAAAGUACUGAAGAAUUUAAACCAGACAAGAAACCUUUGGUGGAAGUUAUAAGUGAAACUUCUGAAGAAUACCUUCCCAAGCCACCUCUGAGUCUACCAACUCUGGAGCAAGUUUCUAGUGAAAAAAAAAUAGAUGCUGAAAGGAAAAGUCAAAAGCAUACUGCUUCAAAAUUAAGCACUGGUACAGGGAAAGAAUCAAUGGAAGAGAUGUCAGCAUUAUGUCAAGCAUUUGAGGAACUCCAUGAUCCACUCAUUCCUGUCAGGGGACAUGCAUUAAUUACAAUGAACAAACUGAUACAGAAGAAAGAUCCAGAAGCAGUAGAGAAAAUGCAGAUUCUGUUGAAUGUUUUUAAGGAAAAUCUGCAUCACCCAGACUCUUACCUAUAUUUGUCUUCGGUGAAUGGAUUAGUGUCAUUGGUAGACAAGUUCCCAGAUGUAGUGAUCCCAGUCCUGACUGAAGAAUUCCUGGCAGGAACUAACGGUGCACAGUCCCUGCAAGGGGAGAGAACAAGACAAGCUAAUGACAGGAUUAAAGUUGGAGAGUGCCUUGUUCAGACGUCAAGGAAAUUAGGUGACAUGGCCCCCCAUUACCGGGACAAACUACUGACAACAUUCCUGCAAGGAUGCAAGGAUGUUGAUCCCCUUAUUCGUGCCAGCAGUCUCUCAAAUCUGGGUGAACUUUGUAAAGUAUUACGCUUCUCUGUUGGAAACUAUAUUCAUUUGAUUUUGAACUGUGCUUGUGUAUUGCUGAAGUCUGACCCCAGCACAGAGGUGAGACAGGCUGCUGCCAUGAUGGUAUCCCUACAACUAGAAGGCCUGGGAAAAGAUUUACUUAAGGUUCUGGAGUCAGCUGUUCGUGAUUUGUACAGGACACUAAGGCAAUGCAUGGUGACAGAAAAAGAAGACAGUGUUAAAAUGCAGAUCACCGUUGCACUGAACACUCUGGAUUCAAUUACCAGGGAAGUUAUGUUCCCUACACAAACACUGGAAAAGAAGAUCAGAAUUUUGGAUACAAAUUAAACUUGAUUGAUUGUAAAUUCAUUGCA
Ylistrum balloti is the source of this 3660-nucleotide messenger RNA. RefSeq names its product transport and Golgi organization protein 6 homolog. Gene Ontology annotation, molecular function: protein binding. Gene Ontology annotation, biological process: protein secretion. The transcript is spliced from 17 exons. Lineage: Eukaryota; Metazoa; Mollusca; Bivalvia; Pectinida; Pectinidae. Bases 5 to 3634 code for a protein of 1209 amino acids. The record is from RefSeq and is a predicted model, not a curated record.